Molecule: messenger RNA, 1368 nt
Organism: Nerophis lumbriciformis (worm pipefish)
Lineage: Eukaryota; Metazoa; Chordata; Actinopteri; Syngnathiformes; Syngnathidae
Biological process (GO): regulation of transcription by RNA polymerase II
Cellular component (GO): nucleus
Molecular function (GO): DNA-binding transcription factor activity, RNA polymerase II-specific; RNA polymerase II cis-regulatory region sequence-specific DNA binding
Source: RefSeq, a predicted model, not a curated record
CAGAGCCAUGGAACCUUCAAGAAGCAACUCACCACAACACAUGACAACAGAAGCUGAUGGAGACCACUGUGGAGGAUCACAAGCAGACAAGCUCUUAGCUCCACUGUCAGAUAGUGAGGACACGUUAAACGUUAACGUAAAUAUAGAAUCACGCAUGACAAUGCACACAGAAGAAAAACCCUUUGGUUGUUCAGUUUGCGGAAAAGGCUUUUUUAAAAACUCUAAUUUGACUCGACAUAUGCGGACGCACACGGGAGAAAAACCCUUCAGCUGUUCAGUUUGCGGCAAAACAUUCUCUGUCCAAAGUGCAAUGAAAUCCCACCAGAGCAUACACACGGGUGAAAAAACAUUUGGUUGUUCAAUGUGUGCAAAAGGCUUUUUUGUCAAAUCUAGUUUGACUAAACACAUGAGGAUACACACAGGAGAAAAUGUGUAUAGUUGUUCAGAUUGUGGCAAAAGAUUCUGUGACAAAAGUACAAUGCAAAUACACAUGAGAAAACACACAGGGGAAAAACCUUUUAGCUGCUCUGAUUGUGGUAAAAGAUUCUCCGUCAAAUCUUCAAUGCAAAAACACAUGAGAACGCACACAGGAGAAAGACCUUUUAGCUGUUCCGUCUGCGCAAAACGCUUUCUUGUAAACUCUCAUUUGACUCUCCACAUGCAAACGCACACAGGAGAAAAACCUUUCAAGUGCUCAAACUGUGGCAAAAAUUUCUAUGGGAGAGCUAGAAUGCUGACACACAUGAGAACGCACACAGGAGAAAAACCUUUCCGCUGUUCAGUGUGCGAUAAAGGGUUCUCUGUCAAGGGUGCAAUGAAGUCACAUAUGAGGACGCACACAGGAGAAAAACCUUUCAGCUGUUCAGUGUGCGCCAAAAGAUUCUCCGUCAAAAAUAGAGUGCAAAUGCACAUGAACACGCACACAGGAGAAAAACCAUUCAGUUGUUCAGCGUGUGAGAAAAGGUUCUCUAAAAAAGAGAACAUGCAAAGACACAUGAGAACACACACGGGAGAAAAACCCUUUAUUUGUACAGUGUGCGCCAAAAGAUUCUCUGUCAAAUAUAAAAUGCAAAUACACAUGAACACGCACACAGGGGAACAACCAUUCAGUUGUUCAGUGUGCGAGAAAAGAUUCUCCAAAAGGGAGAACGUGCAAAGACACAUGAGAACACACUCAGGAGAAAAACCUUUCAGUUGUUCGGUGUGUGAUAAAAGAUUUUCCGCCAAACAUCAAGUGCAAUUUCAUAUGAGGACACACGCAAAGGAGAAAAACAUUUCAGUUCAGUGUGAGAUAAAAGACUCUCUGCUCAAAGUCAAAUGCAGUUACACAUGAGAACGCACACAGUAGAGAAACCUUUCAGUUGUUCA